UUAAGCAGACUAUAUAUUACAGGAUAUCUGCUGAAGUUACUCAGUUUAAAGAGGGAAUAAAUCAAGUUUUCGGACUCUGGGAUAUCAUGGCAUCCCAUCCAGAAGUGUGCCUGCCAUUGCUAAGCCGUGCACCAGAGCCGUUAACAAGAACCACGCUGAGAGAUUUAUUUGAGCCGGUUUACAGUGUGGCCGGUAGCAACAAUCGUGCGCAAGAAGAGGAAACGGUGUAUGCGUGGGAGGCAUUUCUUCAGGAUAUUGAAGACAAAGAAGUUCCAGUAAGUUUUGAAGAUUUGCUGGUAUUUGUGACUGGGGCAGAGAAGAUUCCUCCCUGCGGAUUUGCCACGAAACUUUACAUUGAGUUUUACUCAAAUGAGGUUGGCUAACAGAGAUUACCAUAUGCAUCCACCUGUACACUACCAAUUUCCUUGCCAAGAGGGAUUGCAAGUCCUGAUGAACUAUGGGAGCUUCUUGUGAGAUCACUAAAGGAAUCGCUCGGUUUUGGAAAG
Messenger RNA from Dreissena polymorpha, 506 nucleotides. RefSeq names its product G2/M phase-specific E3 ubiquitin-protein ligase-like. The transcript is spliced from 3 exons. NCBI's taxonomy places the organism in Eukaryota, Metazoa, Mollusca, Bivalvia, Myida, Dreissenidae. The coding region runs from base 87 to 383 and encodes 98 amino acids. The record is from RefSeq and is a predicted model, not a curated record.